Monomorium pharaonis (pharaoh ant) is the source of this 3420-nucleotide messenger RNA. It is a transcript of the gene Nox, whose product is annotated as NADPH oxidase 5. Gene Ontology annotation, biological process: superoxide anion generation; defense response. The record is from RefSeq and is a predicted model, not a curated record. Gene Ontology annotation, cellular component: plasma membrane; NADPH oxidase complex. Gene Ontology annotation, molecular function: superoxide-generating NAD(P)H oxidase activity; calcium ion binding. Lineage: Eukaryota; Metazoa; Arthropoda; Insecta; Hymenoptera; Formicidae. Bases 1 to 3354 code for a protein of 1117 amino acids. The transcript is spliced from 19 exons.
AUGGAAGAAAAUAUCAUCUGUAUGGAAAAGGAGUGUCUGCUCGAGAAGAGAAGAACGAUUAUCCUGAAAGAAUGCAAGGAGAUAGUGCAGGAAGAAAGAUCCGGACGUUACAACAAGGAGGCCUUUAGAAGACUCUUUCAUGAUCAGGUGCUUCUUGGGAAAUUAUUCACACUGUUCGAUCAAGAUUGUGAUGGAUUACUAAAACAAGAUGAAUGGCUCGAAUUCCUCAAAGGAAGGCUGACAAACGAGAAGCAAAAUGAUUUUAUUGAUCAAAUCGAAAGUGUUGCAUACGUACUAUGUGGGGAGAAUUCAGUAAAUUUCUCCAAUUUUCAGCAGAUAUUUUAUACUAAAGGAAUUGUUGAUAAAUUGUUCCGAUUAAUUGAUUACGAGAACUGGGGAUACGUAACAUCUGAUCAAAUCAUGGAUAUGAUAUCCAGCGUUAGUAAUACCAGACCACGUGCAGGCUUUGAUAAAAGAAACCUCGAAUGGUUGGAAAAAAUAUUUAAGCAAACUGUUGGAAACGAAAGGGAAAUAUCCCGCGAAGAAUUCAAAACAAUCGUCAUUUCGAAGAACCCGUUUUUCACCGAGAGAGUCUUUCAAAUAUUCGACAAAGACAAUUCCGGCACAAUAUCACUUCAAGAAUUUCUAGAUGCCAUGCACCAAUUCGCUGGACAAUCUUCGAACGAUAAGAUUAGGUUUCUCUUCAAAGUUUAUGAUAUCGAUGGCGAUGGAUUAAUACAACUUCGCGAAUUGGAACAUGUGAUGAGAGCUUGUAUGGAGGAAAAUGAAAUGAAGUUUAGUGAUGAGCAAAUCGAAGAUUUAACACUUGCACUUUUUGAGGAUGCUGAUCAAGGCAACAGAGGAGCGAUUACCUUUGAAGCUCUAAAAAAACAGUUAGAGAAGCACGAAGGUCUGCUAAAGAAUCUCUCGAUCAGCAUAGAUCGAUGGCUGGUACCACCACCACCGAAGAUAAAGCAAAAAUCCGUUUUGGAGACCUUUUGGUCCCUUCUUCCGUACCAAUUCACCAAGCCAUACAUGAAGAAUAAUUACGUCUUUAUUGCUUUUAUUUCGAUAUUCAUGCUUAUCAACAUAAUCCUCUUCUUCUCCCGAUGUUAUGAAUAUCGAAAUUACAAUGGCUAUAUAAUGGUUGCGCGUGCAUGCGGGCAAUGUCUGAACUUUGACUGCACGUUGAUUCUGGUCUUGAUGCUGCGCCAGUGCAUUACAUUUUUGCGAACGCAUAGCUUUAAUUCCAUAGUGCCUUUAGAUCAUCAUAUAUAUCUUCAUAAAAUGACAGGAAUACUGAUUGGAGUUUUCGGCAUUGUACACACUCUGCUGCAUCUCAUUUACUGCGGCACGAUAAUAAUUAAAGAUGAGAAGAUGAAUAGUGGAAACUACACCAUGUCCGAAUGGUUGUUAACGAGUCGACCCGGAUAUUUCGGUCUGGUGGCAGGCAGUGCAUAUCCGACUGGGGUAGUUCUGUUUAUUAUUCUCGUCAUUAUGCUUGUCGGUUCCAUGCCGUUUGUACGGCGUGGAGGCUGCUUCGAGAUAUUUUAUUGGUCCCAUCUGCUGUACAUACCAUUUUGGAUUCUAAUGAUCUUCCAUGGCCCAAACUUCUGGAAGUGGUUUGUCGGCCCGGGCGUCAUAUAUCUAGUGGAAAAGAUUCGUCGACUAAUGUGGUUACGUUCUCAGGGAGGAAAAACGUACAUAAGUUCUGGUCUGCUUCUACCUUCGAAGGUUACUCAUCUAGUCAUCAAAAGGCCACCCCAUUUUCAGUUUCAUCCCGGCGAUUAUGUAUUCGUUAAAAUCCCGGUGAUAGCAAAAUACGAGUGGCAUCCUUUUACGAUUAGCAGUGCUCCCGAACAAGAAGACUAUAUGUGGCUACACAUUCGUGCGGUCGGUGAGUGGACCAACACUUUGUAUUCGUAUUUUGAGAAAGAGCAAAUAAAACUUCACAGUGAUAUUUUACCUGCCGAGAACUGUGACGCCGCUUUUGUCCCUCGAAGAAAAUCUUUCCUCAGUCCCAAAAGGACACCAGUUAUCACGACGCAGAAAGCCUUGAUGGAAUCCAUACCUCAUACUCACAACCUGGACAAUCCUUCAUUCGUGUCUGAUUUAUCGAACACCGUGCCACCUUUGCAUACAUCAACUAAUAACGAGUCUACAUAUUUAAGAACUCCCAUAGAACAUACACCCGAGUCAAAUAAGGAAUGGAGAGAUAUGUCUGCGAGGCAAGACAGAAGACUUCAUCAGUUAUUCCUUGGUAAAAUGCCACUUGAGAAAUCAUACUCGAUGCCCGAUAUGCAGAUAAGAAGCAAGAAGAAAGAGCGGCUCAGGGUACUUCGGGAUUACAUGAGAUCUGAAUCGGAGAGGAAUUUCGAUGAAUGCCAGAUGAAGUGCGCGCGGUUCAAGUCAUUAGGUUUAGCUUACUUGAGCCCGCAGAAUAAAUCGUUGGCUCAGAGUUUCCGAUAUAUGCGAAUGAAACCGACCAUUAUCGCUUUCAAAACACCUAGUUUCGAAACGGGCGAUAAUGAGAUCGACGCAUCGUUAAACGUUGCAUCAAAUGCAAAUGCGGAGGGAAAUGAAAUAAUGCCAGUUACACCGAUAUCGAUACAAAUUGCGGCGGAAGAAGGAAGACUGAGACAAGGAUUUAGUGAAGCAAUGGAUAGUUCAGACAGUUUAGAUGUAAAAUCUAAUAGUUCUUCUCAGCCACCUAUAAAUUACCCUGUAGGAAAACCUUUGGAGAUCUUUUUAGACGGUCCCUAUGGAGCACCGUCAAGUCACAUUUUUCGAGCGCAGCACGCUGUUCUGAUUGCCACAGGAAUCGGAGUUACACCCUUUGCCUCUAUAUUACAAUCAAUUAUGCAUCGAUAUUGGAAAGCGAGACACACCUGUCCAAAAUGUUCAUACUCUUGGGCCAGUGAAAUUCCUCCUACUGUAAUGAAUUUACGAAAGGUGGACUUCUUCUGGAUUAAUCGCAACCAACGGUCGUUUGAGUGGUUUGUAAACUUACUAUCUCAGCUUGAGAUAGAACAGGCUGAAUUAGGUACUACCAUGGAACAUUUCCUGGAGAUGCAUAUGUACAUCACAAGUGCAUUGCAAAAGAGCGACAUGAAGGCAGUUGGCUUGCAGUUAGCAUUGGAUCUUCUGCACGAAAAGGAAAAACGAGAUCUCAUCACAGGUUUGAAAACCAGAACGAAUGCAGGUCGCCCCAAUUGGGAUAAAAUAUUCAAGCAACUCCAGGAUAAGAAAAAAGGAAAAAUUACAGUUUUCUUUUGCGGGCCGCCACAACUCGCCAAGAUUCUUCGAUACAAAUGCGAUCAAUUCGGAUUUUGUUUUAGAAAAGAAACCUUCUAAUAUUUUAAAAAGAAAUAAAUUUAAUAAUUAUUAUGUUGAAAAUCAUAUUGCGUAUAAAAAUAUUAA